AUGUCUCAACUAGAUGCACAAACUGUUGAUGUUGAUGCUCCCCAAACCAUUGAUGUUGAUCUUGAUGUGGAUGAAGGAGAUGAUGAAGUAGUUGCAGAUAAUAAGGGUGGUGGUCAUAGAGUAUCUUGGGUAUGGAAACAUUUUGAUAGAGAUGCCGUAAAGAAGGGUGCUAAGAAAGUGAAAUGCCCAUAUUGUUCAACAAUGAUGUGUGCAAAUUCAAAGAAAAACGGUACAAGUGCAAUGGGAAAUCAUUUAAGACUCUAUUGUCCAACAUCUCCUAUUUAUGACCCUAAAGGAAAAGUUGGUGAUACGAAAAAACAAUCUGUGUUGAGUUUCAAAAAAGUAGGAGACUCGGGGGCUACUUCUUUGGAAGUUCACUCCUUCAGCCAAGAGAAAUGUAGGAUUGCUACUUCUUUGGGGACUCCCGAUGCCGACGAUUGGGAGGUUGCUAGGUAUUUUAUCGACUAUUUGAGGAUCUUUUACAAUGUCACAAAAAAGAUAUCCGGGUCCAAGUAUGUGACAACAAAUAUAUUUUUUAAGGAACUUGUGACAAUGCAAGCAAGCAUAACUAGAAUGUGUGCAAGCACAGACGAGAAAAAGAAAAAGAUGGCAAAGUCGAUGAAAGAAAAAUACGACAAAUAUUGGGACAACAUUGAGAACAUGAACUUUAUGCUUCACAUUGUUGUCGUUUUAGAUCCCCGCAACAAGAUGUGUUAUUUGGAGUAUUUCUUGGAGUUGAUUUAUGGUAAGAAUUCUACCAAAACAAAAACAAUUUUGGAGCAUGUCAACAAAACACUAGAGGACUUGUUUCAACACUUCAAGAACAAGACGGAGAGAGAAAGAUGUGAAAAGACAAGGAGUGCAUCGUCUUCUACACCUAGUUAUUUUGAUUUUGGGCAUGGAGUUGAUAUGGAAGACAAUUUUGAAAGGUUUAUGGAACAACGUGGACAUGAGGUUAAUAAAACAGAGCUUGAGAUUUAUUUAUCAGAUGGGAUGGAAAAACGGGCGGAGGAUUUCCAGAUUUUGGGGUGGGGGAAAUCCAAUUCAACAAAGUUUCGUGUACUUUCUGAAGUGGUGAAACUUGUUUUAGGAAUGCCAAUCUCCACAGUUGCAUCAGAGUCGGCAUUCAGUACUGGUGGGAGGGUGAUUGAUGAAAGUAGAAGCUCCCUUACACAUGUGAUUGCCGAAGCUCUGAUUUGUGCACAAGAUUGGAUACGGGACACCCCAAUUGAUAUCCAGUUUAAAAAUAUGACGACUUUAUAUAUGGAAGAGACGCGAGAGAAGUUGGUGCCAAUAGAAACCGAGGAAUUGGGGUGUGGUCAAGGGAGUUGCAUGGAUGAGGAUUUUACUUGA
Lactuca saligna is the source of this 1353-nucleotide messenger RNA. The record is from the annotation of a GenBank genome assembly. NCBI's taxonomy places the organism in Eukaryota, Viridiplantae, Streptophyta, Magnoliopsida, Asterales, Asteraceae.